CUUCGGUUGCAGGUGUAGGCUACCCGAACCGAUUAGCCCACCUCAUCACCUGAACACUUGAGAGCAGAAACUGUGACGCAAUGUGAACUCUUGUGAUAAUUAGCCUUACAAUAGCUUUAUUUAUACAUCCUUGCACCUAAAGAAGAAAGAAAAUGGCUUGUACUGAGUAUUCUUUUCAUGUGCCAAGUCUAGAGGAACUUGUUGGAGUUCUGCAAAAGGGGCUGAAGGAUAACUUUGCUGAUGUCCAGGUCUCUGUAGUUAACUGCCCUGAUUUGACUAAGGAGCCAUUUACCUUUCCUGUAAAAGGCAUCUGUGGGAAAACUAGAAUUGCAGAGGUAGGAGGUGUGCCUUACUUACUGCCUCUUGUAAAUCCAAAAAAAGUUUAUGAUCUAAAUAAGAUUGCAAAAGAAAUCAAGCUUCCUGGAGCUUUUAUUCUUGGAGCAGGUGCAGGCCCAUUUCAGACUCUUGGGUUUAAUUCUGAGUUUAUGCCAGUUGUUCAAACAGAAAGUGAACACAAACCUCCUGUGAAUGGAAGUUACUUUGCCCGUGUUAAUCCUGCAGAUGGAGGGUGCCUUCUAGAGAAAUACAGUGAGAAAUAUCACGAUUUUGGGUGUGCACUACUGGCUAAUCUUUUUGCCAGUGAGGGCCAAGCUGGAAAGGUCAUUGAAGUGAAAGCUAAAAGAAGAACUGGAAAACUUAAUUUUGUGACUUGCAUGAGACAGACUCUUGAGAAACAUUAUGGAGAUAAGCCUGUAGGAAUGGGAGGUACUUUUGUAAUUCAGAACGGAAAAGUGAAGACUCACAUAAUGCCUGCAGAGUUUUCAUCCUGCCCAUUGAACUCUGAUGAGAAGGUGAAUAACUGGUUGAAUUUUUAUGAGAUGAAAGCUCCUUUGGUUUGUCUGCCAGUUUUUGUCUCCAGAGACCCAGGGUUUGAUCUGCGAUUGGAGCACACUCAUUGUUUUAGUCACCAUGGAGAAGGUGGACACUACCAUUGUGACACUACCCCAGAUACAGUGGAAUAUCUUGGAUACUUCCUGCCUGCAGAAUUUCUCUAUCGCAUUGAUCAACCAAUAGAGACCCAUUCAUUUGGGCGAGAUUAAAUGAACUGAAACAGAAAAAGAAAGGUUAAUUGAUGAACUCAUUAAUUCUAAUAUAAAAUCUAACAGAAAUUAUCUCACUCCUUAAAUCCCAUUUUUUUGCCUUUUGAAAUGAAAGGUACAUUGACAUUUGCACUCUGUAUUACUUCUCAAAUCUGUCAUAAAGAGAUUAUUGGGAACAAAGAUACAUAAUGGAAAUGUUCUUCACUAUUUUUUUAUUCUGUAACAGAAAAAUCAGUCUCAUGUUUAUACCUUAAAUAUAAACAUGAUUAGGAAUCAUGUAAUUAUUCCUACUAUCUACUAUAAUAACUUAUAUUUGUAUGACAUUAAGUUUUUCAAAUUACUCUCACAACUGUUAAGUGGGUAUUUCUGGGUAUUAGGAAAAUUGGUGUUGGAAAUGUUGAUAGUUAUUGAAACUCUGUACUGCAAUUCAAAAAUUCAGAUUAGAAAUCAGAGUGUACUUUCAUCAUGGAAUAAAGUGGGCAGAGGGAGCAACUAUACCCCUUUUGGUGAAGCUGAAACAUACUCAGAAGUUUGCAGUUUGCCUUUCGCAAACAUUAGCAAAGUAGGUAGUUAGCUAUGAUUCCCAACUUCCCAACUGGAAGCAGUUUGUACCUUUUGGGCUAUUUGCAAGAAGAGGGAAAAGAAAUAGCAUCAAAACACAGCACUGAAAUGAGGUACUUUAUAAGUGAGGCUACUGCUAAACAUGGCCACUGUCCUUUAUGAAAUUUAAAAUUAUACUCUUUUACUUAUGGUAAUUGUUGAAAUUUUCUUCAAUAUUCUACUAUAAUCAUUAGCAAGAAAUGAACUCUUUAAUCUCACUAAUGCUAACUGUGAGCAGAUUUUGGAGCUCUUUACUAGUGAGCACAUAAUAAAUCUUCAAAAUAUUUCCUGAUUGUCUUUUUUAGAUGUUACCUAUAGCAUAUCCUGUGAGUAUACAUUCCUAAAUAUUAUUUUAAAAUAAGCACGUUUGAAGCAAAAAAAUAAAAAUGUUAUAUUCAGAAUAUGA
Messenger RNA from Manis javanica (Malayan pangolin), 2106 nucleotides. It is a transcript of the gene BKGD, whose product is annotated as chromosome 11 C11orf54 homolog. NCBI's taxonomy places the organism in Eukaryota, Metazoa, Chordata, Mammalia, Pholidota, Manidae. Gene Ontology annotation, cellular component: nucleus. The record is from RefSeq and is a predicted model, not a curated record. Gene Ontology annotation, molecular function: zinc ion binding; hydrolase activity, acting on ester bonds.